This is a messenger RNA of Peronospora matthiolae, 267 nucleotides long. Lineage: Eukaryota; Oomycota; Peronosporomycetes; Peronosporales; Peronosporaceae. The record is from the annotation of a GenBank genome assembly.
AUGUCUCUUUCUGUGGAAGUGCGCGCAGCCAUUCCUGCACCUACCAGCAUGCGACAAUCUGUUGCAGUGCAGCCUCCAUCGCUCCCUGUCUUUGGAGUCCACGAGAUCACAAGCGCAUGGCUAAGCCACAUCCAGCUUGUGGACUUGCUCGCUCCACCGAUUUGCUCGCCUCGUUGUGCUCCACAACUUGUGCGUCGCCGGCUGUCUGAGCCAGACCCAACUUGGCUACAUCGUCCAGCAGCGAAGCCACGAGAAGUGUACCGAUAA